Molecule: messenger RNA, 2559 nt
Organism: Echinops telfairi (small Madagascar hedgehog)
Lineage: Eukaryota; Metazoa; Chordata; Mammalia; Afrosoricida; Tenrecidae
Product: vomeronasal type-2 receptor 116-like
Exons: 7
Coding region: 1-2559 (852 amino acids)
Biological process (GO): G protein-coupled receptor signaling pathway
Cellular component (GO): membrane
Molecular function (GO): G protein-coupled receptor activity
Source: RefSeq, a predicted model, not a curated record
AUGUCCAAGGACUUUCCAUGGCCGAAUGAAAGGCCCGCCCUUGUCUCUCCCUCCCGCUUCCUGAGUCGCGCCGGCGGCUGCUGCAGUCUGGCCGCGCCGCUGGAGCCCGAGCAGCCGCGGGCCCCUCUGCAGCCCCUGCAGCCCGUGGCGCCGCACCGGAGAGAGCUCAGGUUGAUCUUCAAAAACUAUGGUUAUGUUCUGAUUUUUCUUUUUGCCAUUGAUGAGAUUAACAGGAGUCCCCAUGUGCUCCCGAACAUGUCCCUGGGUUUUCAGCAUUAUAAUGCCUAUCCCAGUGAUGUCAGAACUCUGGAGAGUGCAUUGGGGUGGCUCUCAGGAAGGGAGCCCUCCAUCCCUAAUUACACCUGCCAGAGAUAUACGAAGAACAUGGCUGUCACUGCAGGAAUCACCUCAGAGUUUUUGGUGCAGGCUGGAGCACUGCUAGAGCUCUACAGGAUGCCACAGGUAAGUCUCUCUCUUUUGAUUCAGAUAUCCUAUGGCACUUUUGAUCCUUCAUUGAAAAAUAAGGACCAGUUUUCCUCUCUCUAUCAGAUGGCUCCCAAGGACACUUGUUUGGCCGCAGGCAUAGUCUCUUUAUUGAUCCAUUUUGGAUGGACCUGGGUCAGCAUCUUAGUGUCAGAUGACACAAAAGGUGAGCAGUUCCUUUGGGACCUUAGAAGAAAGAUGACCAUCAAAGGUGUCUGUGUGUCACUUAUGGAAAAGAUUACUGUGACCAAGAGAAUAUACAAACCAAGAGAUUUGACCUUCCUGAACAAAGUCAUGCACUCAUCUGCAAAUGUAUUCAUCAUUUAUGGUGACAGCAGUACAUUACAAAUUAUGAGCUAUUUUGGAGCCUAUAAACUAAUAACUGACAAAGUAUGGAUUAUUACACCCCGGUGGGAUGAUUCUUUGUUACUAGCUUCAGAUUUAUUAGAUACUUUCCAUGGGACUCUUUCCUUUGCACACCAGACCUCUGAGAUACCUGGUUUCAAACACUUUUUCAGAACAGUGAAUCCUUCCAAGUACCCAGAAGACUUUUUCUUUACCAAAUACUGGCUCAGAGUCUUCAAUUGCUCACUAGCAGGAACUGUAUGUGGGGAAAUUCAUGAGUGCCCAACCAAUGCCUCUUUGGAAUCAAUGCCUGUGGAAAAAAUAGACAUGACUAUGCUAAGAGCCAGAAACUACCUCUAUAAUGCUGUGCACCUCAUAGCCCAAGCCCUCCAUGAAAUGAUUUUUAAGGAAGAAGAAACAGGGUACCUGACAGAAGCUGGACAGCCUAUGCAUCUCCCCUGGCAGCUCCACCCAUUCCUUAGAAAAGUACAACUGGAAAACAGUGCUGGAGACCAUGUCUCACUGGAUGAGAACAGAAACUGUGUGUCACAAUACAACAUUCUGAACUACUUGAAUUUUCCUGGUGGUCUGGGCCUUCACAUGAAAGUGGGAGAGUUCACACCCCAGGGUCUACGUGGUCAAGGUUUGAUGAUCCAGGAGGAGCUGAUAGAAUGGGCUUUAGGAUUCACUGAGACUCCCCACUCUGUGUGUAGCAAGAGCUGUGGCCCGGGAUUCAUGAAAAUCUCUCAGGAAGGGAAGGCUACUUGCUGCUUUGAUUGUAUUUUAUGCCCAGAGAAAGAGAUAUCUAAUCAAACAGAUAGUGAGCAAUGUAUGGAGUGCCCUCAAAGUCAAUAUCCCAACAUUGAGAGGAAUCGCUGCCUGCCAAAAAUCGUGACCUUCCUGGCUUAUCAAGAUCCCUUAGGGAUGACUCUGGCCUGCACAGCUCUGUGCUUCUCUGUUGUUACUGCUAUGAUUUUGUGGGUCUUUGUGAAGCAUCAAGACUCUCCCAUCGUUAAGGCCAACAACAGAGCCCUCAGCUAUGUCCUGCUCCUCUCUCUCCUCCUCUGCUUCCUCUGCUCCUUACUCUUCAUUGGCCGCCCCAACAAAGUUACUUGUAUCCUCAGACAAAUCACCUUUGGAGUUGUUUUCACUGUGGCUGUGUCUACUGUUUUGGCCAAAACCAUGACAGUGAUCCUGGCAUUCAAGGCCUUGAAGCCUGGAAGAACCAUGAGGCGGUUGCUGCUGUCUGGGGCUUCUAAUGUUGUGGUUCCCAUCUGCUCCUUGAUCCAAAUGAUUAUCUGUGGGGUCUGGCUGGGAACCUCCCCCCCAUUCAUUGACACAGACACACACUCAGAGCCAAGAAAUAUCAUCGUUGUGUGCAACAAGGGCUCAGUCACUGCCUUCUACUGUGUCCUGGGAUACUUGGGCUCCUUGGCCCUAGGGACUUUUUCUUUGGCUUACUUGGCCAGGAACCUGCCUGACAUCUUCAAUGAGGCCAAGUUCCUGACGUUCAGCAUGCUGGUGUUCUGCAGUGUCUGGGUGACCUUCCUCCCCGUCUACCACAGCACCCAGGGGAAUGUCAUGGUGGCUGUGGAGAUCUUCUCCAUCUUAGCCUCCAGUGUGGGGCUUCUAGGCUGCAUCUUUGCCCCAAAGUGCUAUGCUCUCUUCCUAAGACCAGAUAGAAACACAUCAAAAGGGUUAAGGAAUAAAAUAUAUUUGGAAGGGAAGUAA